Ilyonectria robusta is the source of this 1609-nucleotide messenger RNA. RefSeq lists its product as uncharacterized. The record is from RefSeq and is a predicted model, not a curated record. NCBI's taxonomy places the organism in Eukaryota, Fungi, Ascomycota, Sordariomycetes, Hypocreales, Nectriaceae. The coding region runs from base 302 to 1192 and encodes 296 amino acids. The transcript has a single exon.
GUCAACAUCCCUGCACCGCCACUUUGCGAGGCAGACUCAGCCCCUGUCGCCACUUCGGCCAACCACGUCAUGCCGCUCGCAAGUGGCUACGAUUCAAGGCCUGAGCGAGGGGGCACAAAUACGGCGAGUGCCUACGUUGGGUUGAAUGGUAAACUCACAAUUCUAUUAAUUCAAUCCUACCUGAGUCUUUCGCUUAAGUGUCUUGACGAAUUCUCUUCUCUAUUCGACGACCCACGCCCAACGAAACAAGAAGAUCACCAGUACCGGCAAGCAAUCAACCACAAGCACGGAGACGGAGACCAUGUCUCUGCCCUCCCACGAGACGAAGCCGCUCUGGCUCAUCCAGCCCCGUCUUGACGCUGGCGAAUAUCGCGACAAGCUCAUCGGAAGUGUCGUCAAGUACCCCGACCUGCCCACAGAGAAGCGCAUCCCCUACCGAUCCAACAAGCUCCCCCGCGAGCUUGUCAGUGACUUGGACCCGAAGCCCGUACAGGUUCACAACGUCAAGUUCUGGCAGCGCCGCAUCAAGGAUGCCAAGGUGUCGGCUUCCAUCAACGAGAUCCUCGAGGGUUUCGUCGAGCGUGCAAAGGAAGACAGCAGCGAGAAGGUCGCCACCGUCGCCCGCCUCUGGCACAUGGAUUCGCCCGGCGAGAAGUUCGCGGAGCUUCUCAAGAACAAGCAGUACUUUGAGGAACUGUUUGAGCUGCUGCGCAGCAACCACGACCAGGGAUACUUCAUUACCGACGUGGUGACGCUCGUCAACCUUGAGGUUAAGGACGAAUCCGGGCGGACCAAGGGCGCGGGCGCCUCAGGUAAGAUCCCCGUGGACCCCAACACCGGCAUUCGCAUCGGCGGCGGCGGGCACGCGCAGGUGGUCCGUGAGGCAGGCUACUCGGCGACGUACGACGAGGAGACGAUUGUGUUCCUGGGAUACCGCCUGGUGCGUCUGGUGAAGGUGGAUAGCAAGCGGGCGAAGCUGGGGCGAGUGUUCCUGGGGCAGAAGCACGGGUUUGCUGUACGGGACGGCUUCGACUACUGGCCCCAGAUGGUGGAAAAGCCAGUCGAGGGCAACGCAGAGCGACUGUUCAUGGGCCCGCCGUCACCAGAAGAGCCGACCGAGAAGAGCGUUGAGGAACAGGAGUGGGAUGAGAUUGUGACGGAGCUUGGAUUCGAUCUGGAGGUUGUUGGAUGAAGGGGACUAUAUGAGGCGUGAUAUAAGGAUGACGAUACGUUUUGGACAUUGGUCAAGUGAGUGACUCAGAUGGCGUUACUGGGACUCGUAUGUUUGUUUUGGAUGGCGCGAGAUGGACGAGACGUCUGCUCGCUGGAUACGAUAUGAUUGGAUGAGAAUUGCGCAAGAUACCAUGAUUUGGGUGCCUUAGAGGGCAAGUGAAGUGUUGUAGCAUGGAGGAAUAACUGGGAAGAAGUUGAAGGGAUACACGACGGAGCGAAACUAUGGCUCAUAAGAUUGAAUACAUAGAAGUCCAAUGCUUGACGCAUCGUCAAGUAAGAGGUGGAAAUCAAUGCUUGACAAGAACUACAGGUUCCAUGCUUAUCUCUUGAAAACACCCAACUCGACAGUUUGAAGCUGUUCCUUGCAUAAUACAAC